AUUGGGUCCAGGCCUGUGCAUUCAAAUUUGUGCGUCGAUCGAGAAGCUUGGUGCGGCUUCUCUCGGGGACUUGAGAAGGGAAGAGAAGACAAGUCCGGCUGCCUGCUCGGGGCUAUACAGGGACGUCAGUGCGUCGAUACCACCCCCAGCGGUUUGUCAAUCGAGCAGCCUGCGGAAUAUUUAGUCAGUAGUCGGACGACCUAGGCUGACACAGUGCACCAACAACUACCAGGAUCAUUCCUCCUCUCUAGACAGAAUCCCCGGAUUCAAAUCUCGAGUAGGGAUUGCCGCCAACCCUCCAAGCUCGAGCAAGUGGAAAAAGCUCAACUUAGAUCAUGGCGGGAAAACAAGGGCGAGCCUAUCUGUGAUAUCAUCAGUGAUCAUUUUACGUGCUGUGACAGCCUGAUGCAUCACGGUGAUCGCUCAAAUCUUCCACUAGAUACUAGCACUCUACUACUACCGCCACCGGCCAUCCUGAGAACUAGCAUCAAUGAAAUCUAUGACAUACAAAACCGUGCCCGGAUUCUUUCUCCAAGACGAUUUGAACGCUGAUCCUGUUGCCAUCGGCGCGGUGCCUCCCCGGUUCGGACUGAUCGAUGAAUCCCCCGACCGCUGGCAUAAUUUGUACGUGAAACUGGGCGCUCUCAUCGAGGAGGGCAGGUCCACAGGCAAGAUGUAUAAGCUUGUGCUGUUCGGACGCCACGGGCAAGGCUGGCAUAACGUCGCGGAAGAAAAGUACGGCACCGUGGCUUGGGACGAAUACUGGGCUAAGCAAAAUGGAGACGACGAGCUGACCUGGGGACCUGACCCCGAUCUCACUCCGCUGGGCGAAGAGCAGGCUGUUGAAGCUAACAAAGUGUGGAAACAGGAGCUCGAAAACGGACGCAUGACACUCCCGGGUGUCUUGUACAGCAGUCCGAUGACCCGUGCGAUCCACACCAACCAGAUCACCUUCUCAGGGAUAGACACCAAACGUGUGCUCAUUCUCGAGAACUGCCGUGAGGAAUACGGCGAACAUACGUGCGACAAACGGCACCCCCGGUCCUUCAUCGCUGACAAAUUCCGCGAGUUCGACAUCGAGGACGGAUUCACGGAGGAAGACGAGCUGUACCAACAAGACGCCCGCGAAACAUUCGAGCACGCCGUCGGGCGCGCCAAAGCUGUGCUCGAUAGGAUGUUCACCGUCGACAACGAAGCGCUGUUCGUCUCAGUUACCGCGCACAGCGGCAUCAUUAACGCAUUCCUCGGCGCUGUCGGUCGGCCGCGCUACGCUCUUCCCACCGGAGGUGUGAUUCCCGUGGUCGUGGAGGCUUCUGAACUCUAGACAUUGGGAUAGCGUCUUUCGUUCAGCCUGAACACAAUGCUGUAGGCACGCCCCUCAUCCUUUAGAUUAUUGGCUUCGGUGUAGUUUGCGGUGCCGUUUGUUAUCGAUAAUCAAAUCAUCAGACGCGGUCAUGUGUCAGCCACGAUGGGCAACUGAUAAUUAGAGCGCGUCUAUAUACUCUGUCAUUCAUAAUAGCGAGCUGGGAUGUGUGGAAAACAUUACAAAUGGAAGCUGUCGCUCGGGACGGGUCCCCGGACGAUUCUGGAAUAUUAAACAAUGGCGUGCCUCAGCGACCGCUCCCAGGAGGUUUGGUUCAAGUGUAUUUCCGUGAGCGAAACCAUGCGACACCGGUUGUAAAAGCUCCGCAACGUGUCUCCUUGAUGUCUCCUGUCAAACGGGAAAUGAAAUUUGACCGCUGAUAGCAACGCCGUGGCGGUUCGCGUCAACGUCGCGACCUGAGUUCCACUCUCGUGAAAAUCAGAUGAUGGGCAGCACUCAUCAUCAGCAUUCCUGCUCCCUUGACUGCUCCGUUUAAAAUCGAUCCCGCCCCUGCGCCGGACAAAAUGAAAUCGGUGUGGGGCGGACACGUGUCCUGGCGGCCCCAAGGGUAGGUAACCGAUAAGGUAACGCCCCUCAUUGGCUGCAGAAAUGCAUUGCCCUCGGAUGGCCUCGGUGAUGGCCGCGCGAUCCGUAUUGUUUUCGAUGCCUGAUGGGGAUCACGAUGCACCCGAAACAACGGGACCGACCGGCUGCUUGGCGGGCCGGAUUUUUUUUGUGUGGGAUCUUCCCUCGCGUAAGAAUCUAGGUCGCGGAGGUCCUUCCUUAAAAGCCACUCCCUCUGAUCGCGCAGGGCCUCGCUUUCACCGCGCCGCGAGUCUCAACGGCCGACCAAGAUGUCAGUCCAACCGCAAGGCCCGUAUCCCUACCCAUCGGCGGCGCCGCCACCCGAGUCCCACCGCCGCUCGCCCUACGAUCGGCCGCCGUCCGUGCCUGGUCGCGCUUCGGGCACGCCCCCUCCUCACCCUGACGGCGCCGACCGUGCCAACGGCUUGCCCAGCCCCGCUACGAACGGCGCAGGCCCCCAGCACGCUCCUCCCCCACCGCACCACUACACCGCCUACGAGCUCCCCCGCGGCUACGGCCCGCCCCCGGGGUACAUGUACGGCGCCCCGCCGCCGCCGCCGCCAGGCGGGUACCACCACCACCCCGCCGACCACCGCUACGAUGCGCACGCGCAGCACCACGGCUACCCCGCGCCCUUCCCGCUGCACCACGCUGGAUAUAUGCCGUACCCCCCGCCGGGGCCACUGCUCUCUGGCGCCCCGCCGCAGCAACAACACCCGGGCGCGAACGGGAGCCCCAACUUGGGCCCGCCGCCGGGGAUGGUGCCUCCCCCGGCCACGUCGUGCACACGGACGAUGCGACGGAGAAAGUGAGCGAUCGCGUGCGGAGGAGGUGUUUCAACUGCUGCACGACGGAGACCAGCACGUGGCGGAGGAGUAAUCUGAAUCCAGGGAAAGUGCUGUGCAACAAGUGCGGUCUGUUCGAGCGGACGCACUCGCGGCCUCGACCGGAGCAGUUUCCGCAUAAGCGUGGCCCGCUUGGAUCUAAUCUCAAUUCCCGAAGCCCUUCUGUUGCACCUUACCCGACUUCCUACGCCCCGCCUCCCCCGCAGCCCCAAAUGGCAUCCAUGCCGCAUCCGUCCUACCCUCCGCCGAUGGCAACGACGACGACCGUCCCCAUCCCCCUCAUUCCCGCCGAGAGAUACUCCGAAAAGCCGCCGGGCCAGGAGAUCCAGAAGGAGAAGCCGCUGCCAGUUGGCGAGCCGGCGAAGGAAGAAAAGAAGAGGGAGUCUGCAGGUGACGCGUCCGACAAAAUCGACCAGGCCAAGCCGUGAUGGCUGCGGACUGCGCGCGCGCGCAUAUGUCUCGGAUCCUAUUGAUACAGCACGUAUACCACCACCUAUAUAGCAUAUACUUCGUCGUUACUUGUUCUCGUAGAUACUUGCACCUGUAAUCCAUCGUGGUCUUGAAUGACUCGGCUUCUUCUGUCUGCAGCGUGUGUCAGCGGGCGGGCGAGCCACUGGAGUGUUGGAUUCCCAAUUCGAGUGGAUGCAUG
Molecule: messenger RNA, 3442 nt
Organism: Mycena citricolor
Lineage: Eukaryota; Fungi; Basidiomycota; Agaricomycetes; Agaricales; Mycenaceae
Source: the annotation of a GenBank genome assembly